AUGGGCAUCUCUAAGAGACCAGCAAACAGAUGGACGCAGAAGCUGUUCUCCAAAUCCAGGGCUAGCAAUGAGAUCCCUUGGUGGGCAAGGGACCAGAGCAAGGGACAAGAAGUGGCUAAGAGUGUGGGGGGCUUUAUCCUGGGCCUUACUGUGGCUACAGCCUAUGGGCUUAUUGGUCUCUUGGUGCAGGGGCACAGUCCUUGGUCCUGCCUGGUGGUCACUCUCUCUCUAGCUAUCUUCUUGUCCCUAGGUUUAGGCUUUUCCCGUUCUAUCCGCAUCAUCGUCUUCCUGAUGCUGCCUCAGAUCUUCUCUAGACAGGGUCGGAUUCUCCUGCUGAUUGCAGCCUUUGGGCUGGUCAUGCAGGGCCCCUGCACCAACAUUAUCCGAAACUUCAGUAGGACAAGUGAUUCUGUGGCGUGUGGGGCAGAGCUGGCCCUUAACCAGACUGCAAAAGUGCUUCAGCGGGCUCGGCAGCCCUUAAUCAAUGCCCUGAAAAAGAUCAAGGCCAUCGCUUCAAAGGCCAAGGAAGUGGCUGACCGGAUUCGGAAAUUCUUCCGUUCUAUCAUGGAUGCUGUUAAGCAUGUGGUCAGGUCCCUUCGGAAUGUAUGGUUCUGGCUUUUGCACAUUGGUGAUGUGUGCAAUUCUGAGAUCGGCUCGCCCUAUAGCAAAUGUGCUAAGGUCUUCGACGAUGCCAGGAAUCGAUGCAUGAAAGCACUGGGCCAGUUCUAUUACCUCUGCUCUAUCCUCAUGCCUUUCAAGCUGCUGCUUUGUGGUCUGGCCCGGGUGGCCCAGCUGUUCUGCGUCCUCCCCCAGUACAUACAGCCAUUCUUGAGGAACACCAUUGGCACUCCCCUCAUGCGAUUGAUCAACCAGGUUCGGAAGGAGUUUGAGUUCAAUGUCACAGCUUCCCAUCACUUCAAAGUGAACCUCAAUUCUUCCCGGAGCUUGAGUCAGGUGGCCUUUGACCUUCAAGAGGCCGUCAACCUCAAGCUGCACCCCAUCAAGGAGACUCUGUCCCUGCUUACCAAUACCACUCCACUGCUGUUCGUUUUCCUCUACCUCAAAGCCCUCUUCUACCGGUACCACUACCUGAACCGGGACAGCUUUGACAACAUCUAUAUAACCAGCCGCUUUAUUCGAAUGGAUAACCUCCGAAUCCAGGCUGGUCUGCCUUCGGUCCUACCCCUGACCUCCAGGGAGCGCACCCACUACAUCCGGCCAGGUUCCCUACGCCUGUCCAGGAUGGAGAGGCUACGCUAUGCCUUUUCCACCUUCACCCUAAUCCGACAUGUGCUAGUGGUGCUAGUGCUGGUGGUAUUGGACUAUUCUAUCUUCUGGCUGCUGGACCUGGCUCGAUACUGGUUACAAGGGGAGAUCGUGGCUCGGAACCCUGUGUUGGUGUCAGUGAGUGUGGAGGGGACAGGCUACGUGGGACAGAUCUACCGUGACCUAGCAUCAAUGUUCGACAUCCUGCAGCAGGGAAAUAUCACGAUCCAUUCUCGGCGCUGCCUCCUCCGACCUUCAGAACCCAACUACAACAACUACAAACUCAUUGGCCUCAUGUAUGGCCUGUGUUUCUGCGUGACCCUCUUUGGCUCUUACGUCGGGCGGAUGAAUCGGCUCAUCUGUGCUUCCUACUAUCCUUCUCGGGAGCAGGAACGAAUCUCCUUCUUGUACAACACUCUGCUGGCCGGCAGGUCCAACUUGGCCACCGCUCUGCUUAGAUCUGUGAGGCGUAGGUCGGUUGACCAAGGGCAUCCCAAUUUUCUCUCUGUGCUCUCUGUCAAGUAUCCCUGCCUGAAACCACUGCUUAAACUCCUGGGACAACAUCGGACCUACUGUCUGGGCUGUGGGAGGCCAAAGAGGGAUGACCUGGAGGACUUUGUGUCCUGCAGCACCCCAGGUUGCAGAGGCCUCUAUUGCAGGACCUGCUUCCGGCUCCUGAAUAACACCUGCUCCGUGUGUGCGGCACCCCUGACUAGCCAGGGGGACCUGGACCUGGAGCUGGACUCCAGUGACGACGAGCACCCUCGCCUGUGGCUGGCUUCCGCCAAAAACCUGAACAAGGACAAGCGAUGGUCGCUGGAGAAGAAGCUGAAGGAAGUCCUGGGGGAGGCCAGGUUCAGGAAGCUGUCCCUCCAUUCCGAUUCCGGGUCUAACCUCGAUGCGGCCAAGAGCUGGCGGGAAACGACCACUAGCACGGACUUGGAGCGAGAGAAUGAGGAUGGGGGCAGAGGUGAUGCAGUUCCUGAGCCCAGCCCCGCCCCGCCAACUCCCUUCACUCAGUCCCCUUCGGUCCGUAUCGAUAUCCCUUCCCCUCCCCCCCUCCCCAAGAAAUAGCCCCCUGAUCCCUCUGCUUCCCUCCACCUUAACGCAGCCUUCUCUCAGUCUCCCGCCUCCAGACCCCACGCUCCUCCCCCAGCCCAUAAUUAAAGAAGGAAGGAG
Gracilinanus agilis (Agile Gracile Mouse Opossum) is the source of this 2445-nucleotide messenger RNA. RefSeq names its product DC-STAMP domain containing 2 (gene DCST2). The transcript has 15 exons. The record is from RefSeq and is a predicted model, not a curated record. Gene Ontology annotation, cellular component: membrane. The coding region runs from base 1 to 2340 and encodes 779 amino acids. NCBI's taxonomy places the organism in Eukaryota, Metazoa, Chordata, Mammalia, Didelphimorphia, Didelphidae.